Messenger RNA from Engraulis encrasicolus (European anchovy), 1734 nucleotides. RefSeq names its product heparan sulfate glucosamine 3-O-sulfotransferase 1-like. Gene Ontology annotation, molecular function: [heparan sulfate]-glucosamine 3-sulfotransferase activity. The transcript has a single exon. The record is from RefSeq and is a predicted model, not a curated record. NCBI's taxonomy places the organism in Eukaryota, Metazoa, Chordata, Actinopteri, Clupeiformes, Engraulidae. The coding region runs from base 1 to 927 and encodes 308 amino acids.
AUGGCUGGCCUGCUCAUCUCACUGUUCCUGCUGGUGCUCCAGACCUUAGCCGCCCCUCCGGAAUUUGUGCCGGUGACACCCGAUCCGGACCUAACAGAUCCUCUUUGGGCCAACGGGACUGUGGCUCCCUCCAUGGUGCCCCCUCCAGGCACCAGCCAGCGGAUGCCCCACAGCAUCAUCAUUGGCGUGCGUAAAGGGGGCACGCGGGCGCUGCUGGAGAUGCUGGACAUCCACCCUUCUGUUGCGGCAGCGGCCACCGAGGUGCACUUCUUUGACUGGGAUGAGAACUACGCGCGGGGCUUCGACUGGUACCGCGGUCAAAUGCCCUGGUCCUACCCUUACCAGACCACCGUAGAGAAGACGCCAGGUUACUUCACCUCCCUGCUGGCAGCUGAGCGCAUCCGCGCCAUGAAUGCCUCCAUCAAGCUGCUGCUGAUCCUCCGCGAUCCGGCCGAGCGGGUCGUCUCGGAUUACACGCAGGUUUACUUCAAUCGCCUGGAGGCCCGGAAGCCAGUACGGCCCAUCGAGGACCUCUUGAUUCGUGGUGGGUCUUUGAACACGCGCUACAAGGCCAUCCAGCGCAGCCUGUACCACCUGCACAUGCGCAAUUGGCUGCAACACUUUCCACUAGAACAGAUCCACUUGGUGGAUGGGGAUGCACUGGUGAGGGACCCGCUGCCCGAGUUGAGGCGUGUGGAGCACUUCCUCGAUCUGCCAGCACGCAUCGACUCCUCCAACUUCUACUUCAACCAGACUAAGGGGUUUUAUUGUAUCCGCAGUGAUGGGCGAGAGCGGUGCCUGCAUGAGUCCAAGGGCCGCCCGCAUCCACCCGUCAACGGCACCAUACUGAGGCAGCUCCGGACAUAUUUACGCCCCCACAAUCGCAGCUUCUACAAGCUGGUGGGACGCUCAUUCCACUGGCAAUGAGACCGAUGGACGGACCCUAAAUCAGUGGGCAAAAUACAUUUGAUAAUGAUGAUGACGAACUUUAACCCCAACCUUUUUCAUCCCAACCCAACUGCAGAGGCAUUGACUUCUCUUGCCCACUCUUUGUUAGUGAGCAAGUCAAUGGUUUUGACACACAAUGGUUUUGACAAACAGUGGUCUCCUUUCUCUCAUUUACUUGCCUCCCACCCGGGCGGUUGGCCCUGAUUUCUCUCCCCCAACGUCCCCAUACUGUUCUUCUUAGCCUUCAAAUUCUCCCAUACUGGCAGACUUUGAUUUAUUGGGCCCAAUUUCUGUACUAUUUCUCUCACCCCUGAAUCACCCCUGAAUCAGACCCUUAAUCACCCCUGAAUCAGCCCAUUGAAUCCCCCCUGAAUCACCCCUGAACAGUCCACUGCCCCUUCCUUACCCAUUUUGUUUUUCAGGCUAUGAGGCCUUGGCCCUCAGCCAAUCACAUGAGCCAAGAGAGCCGAUGGACAUGUGAAUGGACCAUAAGGAAGACAGGAAACUUAAAGCACUUUAAAAACCAUGCCCACAACAGCGGACAUGCCUCUUAAAUGCCUUUCGCCGCAGAACAGUUGUUGCAUUAGAAAAGAACACAAAGAAAUCAAGCUGAACACUUUGCUGUUAAAAACUCGAGACAAAAAAGAAUAUCCUGUCGUAUCACUUACUUCAAGUCAAGCGAUGCCUGCUGUAGGCAACUCUGUUAUUUUCUGUGAAAUUCAUGACAUUUCUUUUUCCUAUUAUCUUAUUUAUUUUUUUCCUUUGUUUGUUUUACUUGUACUUGAU